Molecule: messenger RNA, 1960 nt
Organism: Haliotis rufescens (red abalone)
Lineage: Eukaryota; Metazoa; Mollusca; Gastropoda; Lepetellida; Haliotidae
Product: mitochondrial fission factor-like
Exons: 4
Coding region: 103-777 (224 amino acids)
Source: RefSeq, a predicted model, not a curated record
UUCAAUAUGGCAGCUCCCUGUCCUGUCAAAAUGACAUAGAUUCGAAGCUAGAAGUUGUUAUCUGUGAAACAGGAAGUUGUGUUUGCAAUAUAGACACUAAACAUGGAGAGUGCGACCGAGAGUGCAGAUUCGUCGCCUCGGAUGAACAGAGCCUAUGUUCACAGUCUGCCAUCAGACUACAGUGAUGUCCAGUCAAACAGCUACGAUCCAGAUUUCAUAUCAGAUAUUAGCAACAAGAUGCAAGUGCCAGACCGUAUAGCUCUGGGAGGAGCAUAUAACGGCCAUGUUGGACCCACUGGAAACCCUGCUUCGGAACACAUGAUGGUGCCGGACAGGAUUAUACUGGCAGGAGGAGAUACACACAUCGGCAUGAAGGAGGCGCUUCGACCUCUUGCCUUUGAUCGUGUCCCGGACAGUGAGAGCUUGUCCUAUGUUGGGCUGAUCACCCCACCCAGAACACUGACUCUGGAGGAGAGAUUCCCGACCGUGGAGGAUGUGGAAACACGCAGAGCUAAUACUGAUAUGGUAGCCAAGCCAGAAGCUAAUGGGAUGGGCCCAGUGCCGUACACUCCAGGAGUGUCACCCUACGAGUCGCUGCUCCUCAAUGAAGAAGAUGAAGCCACUCUAUUACGAACCCAAGUUUCUAAACUGACCCGUCGACUGACUGUCAUGGAGCAGGACAACCAGCGGCGAUCUCAGCGCGAAAUUUUUCUGUACCCUGCUGUGUUUGGCUAUCUCCUGUUUCGAGUAUUUUUCUGGUUCAUGAGAAAUAGAUGAAACCAGAUACCUCCUCUCAGACUGACUUUUCAGAUAUAUUACAGGAUGUUAUCUUUUCCUCAAUUAUUUCUUACAGUUCACCUGAGGGAACAUUCUAGUUGAUAUUCUGGGAGAGCCCAGAUAUUAAGGGCCAGAUGUAUUACUCUAGUAAUCUUCAGAAUGACAACUUGUGACAAUGUGUACAAUGUGUACAAUGAUUGAUACCACUGCACACCAUAUCACUACAUGUGUUUAUGAACAUGGCAGGAACUCAUUUAUCCAGGACAUUGCUGUACAUAGUCAUGCUGUUUUCUGUAGCUACUUCCCAUGAAAUACAGGUAUAUCUAACGUGUGACAUCAGUAACUGACAGUACACUAUUGGAACAUCAAGCUAUGGUACAAUGGAACCCUGCUUAUCAGGACGCCUCUUUUCUAGAAUUCAUCCGUUUAACUGAAUAUCUUGAUAUCUGAAUAUGUCUUGAGUUACUUUCAUCACGUUCAUGCCUACGUAGCUUCAGACCACACAUCCGGAACAAAGAAGGGUUGCUUUAUUGUAAUUGUGGUCGUCAGUUAGCACGGUUUCUUGUUUUAGCAUGUUAGAAAACACGAGAAUGUAUGCAAGUUUGGUCUGAAAUUUGGGUUAAGACAUCAGAUGUGAUCUUUAUGACAUGGAAGUCAUAUGCGCAUUGAAGAGGUUGUUGAUUGUCUGGAUGAAUGACCCAGUUUUAUAUGUAAGUAAAACACCAUUUUGGUCACAUAUAUGACUGUUCGGAGUGAAAUAUGACUAUGUUAGCAAUUUUAUGAUAUCCACGUUUUGUUUUCAAUGAAUAGUGUACCAGAGGCUGGUUUUCUCUUUGUCCACAUUAGUGGGGUCCCACUGUAACAUGUUCUUCAGAACUGUUAAGAAUACUGGUCCCUGGUCAAACACCCAAACCCUAAAAACCAAUCUCUGUUCUUUAUUUCAAUCUAAUGGUACUACUGGGUGAUGUCCUGGGACCUGUGAAAUAUUCUAUCAUUAUGCAGGUUACAGAGUUCACUGACAGGCUACUACACUGACCAACUGACAUCUACAUCAUAUAGGGGAGGUGAGGUGAAAUUGGGUUUAACGUCGCGUCCAAGAUUAUUGCACUUGUAUAGCGACGUUCAUGCACGUGUGUGUGUGGCUGCUUGUACUAGUCCGGACUGAUGCAAAUUUAUAGUGCUA